This is a messenger RNA of Cherax quadricarinatus, 3792 nucleotides long. Its product is annotated as zinc finger protein 850-like. NCBI's taxonomy places the organism in Eukaryota, Metazoa, Arthropoda, Malacostraca, Decapoda, Parastacidae. The record is from RefSeq and is a predicted model, not a curated record. Gene Ontology annotation, molecular function: RNA polymerase II cis-regulatory region sequence-specific DNA binding; DNA-binding transcription factor activity, RNA polymerase II-specific. Gene Ontology annotation, cellular component: nucleus. Gene Ontology annotation, biological process: regulation of transcription by RNA polymerase II.
AUGUGUAUUAGAUGUGUGAGGUCGUUUGUUUACUCUUGAAUAUCGGCAAAAAUUUAACAUUUCCGCUACUUUGAGCUCAGUUUCAAGCCAUUUCCAAUGCUAAAACCAAUCAAAAUCAUCUCUAUUUCUGUAAUAUGUCUUCCAUUCUAUCAAAUGAGACCAAGAAAUCGCAAAUACAACUAUAAAAAACAUACGAAAAAACACUGCAAAGUUGCUGUUUUAAUCGAAAAAUCAUGAUUUCAUUUUUUUUCUCUCAUUAUACACAGUGUGCUGGAGGAUCUGUUUUAUGUGGUGCACACAUACCACAUAGAUGUAUUCUCUCAUAUCUAUGCCCAAAUGUACCACUCACAGUUUAUCAGAGUGAGCUGAGCUCAUGGCGUAGAUCUACGGUUUGGACCCUGAACAUAAAGCCGUAGAUCUACGGGACGGACCCUGAAAGGGUUGAGGAAAGAAGUCAACUUCACAACAUCAGAGUGCAGGGUGAAGCUGCAAGUGCUGACAAUUUAGCUGCAGAAAAUUAUCCACGUGAACUAGCCGAGAUAAUAGAAUGUGGUGGAUAUACCAAGCAAUAGAUUUUUAAUGUGGAUGAGACUGCAUUAUUUUGGAAGAAGAUGCCAUCUAGGACACUUAUUGCUAAGGAAGAGAAGUCAAUGCCUGGCUUCAAAGCUGCAAAAGACAGGCUAACACUCUUGCUAGGAGCGAAUGCAGUUGGUGACUGCAAGUUAAAACCAAUGAUGAUUUAUCGCUCAGAGAAUCCUAUGGCCCUAAAGAACUAUGCAAAAGGCAGCCUCCCUGUUUAUUAUAAAUCUAAUUCGAAAGCUUGGAUGACUGCCAAUCUUUUCAUAAGUUGGUAUACCAACUAUUUUAAACCUACAGUUGAGGCCUAAACAAAAUAAAUUAAAAACCUUUUGGAAAGGUUUCACAAUUUUGGAUGGUAUUAAAAAUAUUAGAGAUGCAUGGAAUGAAAUUAAAGAAACUACUCUCAAAGGUGUUUGGAAGAAUCUGAUUCCUGAACUUAUGGAUGAUUUUGAAGGUUUUGAGAAUCCAGUGGAGGAAGUGUGUGUAAAUGUUGUGGAUAUGGCAAGGGAAUUAGAACUGGAAGUGGAGCCUGAGGAUGUGGAAGAACUGCUUCUCUCUCAUGUUGAGGCUCUGACAGACCAAGACCUUCUUCUGAUUGAAGAGCAAAGAAAGAAAUUUCAUGAAGAAGAGAUCCAUCCUGAUGAUAGUCCUGUUACCAUUAAAUAAAUGAAAACCCAGGAUUUGGAAGAAGCUAUCAACCAUACAGAAAUAGCAAUGACAAUUUUUGAGAAGAUUGAUCCAAAUUUUGAAUGAAGUUCAACAGUGAAUGCAUCCCUUUCCCAUGAUGUUACAUGCUUGAACAACAGCCUUGAACAACCUUCAACAUCAACAGCUAGCCUUCAACAUCAACAGUUAGCCUUCAACAUCAACAGCUAACCUUCAAUAGCCUUCAACAUCAACAGCUAACCUUCAACAGCCUUCAACAUCAACAGCAACAUACACCCCUUCAAAAGCUUCACAAAAGUCUCCAAAAUGAAUCAAAUUAGUUGAAGAAUUAGAGGAUGAUGAUCUGCCAUCUCAUGAUUUGAUUCAAUAACUACAUUGCCACUCACCUCUCACACAUUCAUAUUAAGUAAUUAAAGAAGUAUUUUGUGGAAGACCACUACCAAGUUGUAUCUUCCAAGUACAUCAAGAAACAUCUGUUUUGUUUAACAACCACUACUGCAGAAGAAUUUUCUGGAACACUACCAGGUUGUACCUGAAUGAGCACCAUACCUUCAAUAUUGCAAGAACACCAACACUUGUGAUUCUGAUGAAUUUUUAACUGGCCUUCAGUAUUGCAAGAAGAGCAUCACUUGUGAUUCUGAUUUUUUUUAAUUGGCCUUGCAUUAUUAAUAAUAAAAAAAUUUCAUAAAUAGAAUUCUCUCUGAAAAUUUCAAGGCAGUUCAAAGAAAAAUAAAAGUUAGUAAUGCUGUAGUUAACAAUUUUCAGAAAAUGCAUGUUUAAACUUAAGAAAAAAUGUUCUUCAGUGUAUCUGCAGAAUUCUAAUACUUAUGUUAGUCAUUUUACAAACGAACAAAAAUUAUUGCAGUUCUUUAAGUUAAAAAAUAAACUUAAUUAGAGAAAUAGUUUUGUAGCCUGGUAAUAUAUUCAUGUGGAAAACUGUGUCUUCAGUGUCCAAAAUAGUUUAACAAAAAGUAAAUCUUGAAAAAUACAUAAGAGUACAUAAGAAAGAUUAAUGAUACCACUGUUGAAUAACUAAAAUAUUUUAAAAUGAAAUACCUUCUCUUGAAAAUUAUGAAACAUAAAGGAAAUAAACCAUAUCAGUGUUCAGAAUGUCUGAAAUGUUUUAGUAUAAAAAGCCAUCUUGUAACACAUAUGCGAGUACAUACAGGAGAAAAACCAUUUCAGUGUUCAGAGUGUCUGAAAUGUUUUAGUGUAAAAAGCCAUCUUGUAACACAUAUGCGAGUACAUACAGGAGAAAAACCAUUUCAGUGUUCAGAGUGUCUGAAAUGUUUUAGUGUAAAAAGCUAUCUUGUAACACAUAUGCAAGUACAUACAGGAGAAAAACCAUUUCAGUGUUCAGAGUGUCUGAAAUGUUUUAGUGAAAAAGGCAGUCUUGUGAGACAUUUACAAGUACACUCGGGAGAGAAACCAUUUCAAUGUUCAGAGUGUCUGAAAUGUUUUAGUGGAAAAGGUAGUCUUGUGAAACAUAAACGAGUACAUACAGGAGAAAAACCAUUUCAGUGUUCAGAGUGUCUGAAAUGUUUUAGUGUAAAAGGCAGUCUUGUGAGACAUUUACAAGUACACUCAGGAGAGAAACCAUUUCAAUGUUCAGAGUGUAUGAAAUGUUUUAGCUUAAAAAGCAGUCUUGUUCAGCAUAUGCAUGUACACACAGGAGAUAAACCAUUUCAGUGUUCAGAGUGUCUGAAAUGUUUUACUGAAAAAGGUAGUCUUAUGAAACAUAAACGAGUACAUUCAGGAGAUAAACCAUUUCAAUGUUCAGAGUGUCUGAAAUGUUUUACUGAAAAAGGUAGUCUUAUGAAACAUAAACAAGUACAUUCAGGAGAUAAACCAUUUCAAUGUUCAGAGUGUCUGAAAUGUUUUAGUAAAAAGGGCAAUCUUUUGACUCAUAUGCAAAUACAUACAGGAGAUAAACCAUUUCAAUGUGCAGAGUGUCUGAAAUGUUUCAGUCAAAAGGGCAGUCUCUUGAAUCAUAUGCAAAUACAUACAGGAGAUAAACCAUUUCAAUGUACAGAGUGUCUGAAAUGUUUUACUGUAAAAGGCAGUCUUGUGACACAUAUGCGAAUACAUGCAGGAGAUAAACCAUUUCAAUGUACACAGUGUCUGAAAUGUUUUACUGUAAAAGGCAGUCUUGUGACACAUAUGCGAAAACAUACAGGAGAUAAACCAUUUCAAUGUGCAGAGUGUCUGAAACGUUUUACUUUAAAAGGCAGUCUUGUGAGACAUAUGCGAAAACAUACAGGAGAUAAAUCAUUUCAGUGUUCAGAGUGUCUGAAAUGUUUUAUUGUAAAGAGCCAUCUUGUGUCACAUAUGCGAAUACAUACAGGAGAAAAACCAUUUCAGUGUUCAGAGUGUCUGAAAUGUUUUAUUGUAAAGAGCUAUCUUGUGUCACAUAUGCGAAUACAUACAGGAGAAAAACCAUUUCAGUGUUCAGAAGUGACUGAAAUGUUUUAUUGUAAAGACCAACUAUGUGGUCACAUAUGCGAAUACAACAGGAGAAAAACCAAUUGCAGUUUUCAGAGUGUCUGA